AUGGCUACAACCCUUUUGAUGAUAUAUUUAGAAGUAGUAACCAGAAUCAGGUCCUUAUCCACAUCUGUAAUUAUGUUUACCGGUCAUGUGGUUGAGUCCUCCUCAACCUUAGAAUGGCCAGAACCAUGUCGCCGGCUUACCUUUCCAGAGAUUCAGCAAGCAACCCAAAACUUCGAUGAGUCAUUGGUGAUCGGCCAUGGUGGGUUUGGAAAAGUUUACAGAGGAACCAUCAUUAGUGAGGCAAGGCUUUUAGUUGUUGCCAUCAAGAGGUUAGAUUCAACUUCUAACCAAGGAGACGUAGAGUUUUGGGCAGAAGUUGAGAUGCUUUCUAAGUUAAGGCACUGUCACUUGGUGUCUUUGAUUGGUUAUUGCACUGAUGGGACUGAAAGAAUCCUUGUUUAUGAUUAUAUGCCCCAUGGAACCCUUGAAGAUCAUCUCCACAAAUUUCAAACUCCUCUACCUUGGAUGCUACGACUCAAUAUAUGCAUAGGGGCAGCUCGUGGAUCCUUGUUUCCUUACACAUAUAUGAUUGCUUCCUCUGCUUUUAUUCCUGUAAACUAG
Molecule: messenger RNA, 561 nt
Organism: Lactuca saligna
Lineage: Eukaryota; Viridiplantae; Streptophyta; Magnoliopsida; Asterales; Asteraceae
Source: the annotation of a GenBank genome assembly